Molecule: messenger RNA, 1566 nt
Organism: Dictyostelium discoideum AX4
Lineage: Eukaryota; Evosea; Eumycetozoa; Dictyosteliales; Dictyosteliaceae
Exons: 1
Coding region: 1-1566 (521 amino acids)
Source: RefSeq, a predicted model, not a curated record
AUGGAAAAAUCAAUUCAAGAAUUAUUUUUAUCAACAUUAAAUAUUUAUUCAUAUAUUAAUAGUGGUAAUCCAACUUCAACUUUAUAUAAAUCACAAAUUUCGAAUAAUAAAGUUAAUGAUACAAUUGAUUCCACUACAUAUAAUCAUGAUAAUAAUAAUAAUAAUAAUAAUAAUAAUAAUAAUAAUAAUAAUAAUAAUAAUAAUUACUAUAUAAAUAAUAAUAAUAAUAAUAAUAAUUAUAAUUAUAAUAAUAAUUAUAUGCAAUAUAAUCAAAUGAAUAAUAAUAGUAAUUUGUAUAUUACAAAAGAUAAUAUGUUAUUCCUUUUAAUUGUAGUUGUUUUAAUAUAUACUUUUAUUCAAAGAGAAAGAAAAAUGUUAUCCGAAACAAACACUUUCAAACAAAUUUUAAAUUAUACACCAACUCUUAUUGUAUUAGAAAUUAAUUUUGCUCAAAAAGUUGUAAAUACCAUCAAUCCAGUUUUGACAAAAUCAAAUUCAUCAAAUAAUUUAACUCAAUAUUUAAAUACAAAUACAAAUACAAAUACAAAUACAAAUACAAAUAAUAAUGAAAAUAAUAAUAAUAAUAAUAUAAAUAAUAAUAAUAAUAAUAAUAAUAAUAAUAGUAGUAAUAAUAAUAAUAAUAGUAGUAGUAAUAAUAUUAAUAUUUUAAAUAAUAAUAAUAUUUUAAAUAAAAGUGUUAAAAUUGUAAAUAAUAAUAAUAAUAAUUCUACCGAAGAAUUUAAUAAUAAUAAUAAUAAUAAUUCAAAUAAUAAUAAUAAUAAUAUUGAACAAACACAAACAACAUCUGAUAAAUAUUUUAGUAUCCAAUCAUUUUGUGAAUCAUUAAAUAUUGAUCCAAAUGAUUUUGUAUUAGCAUUAAAUAAUAAUAGUAAUAAUGAUGAACAAGAUAUUCAAAAUUCCAAAGGAAUCGUAUUGAAAUCAAUUGAUGGUACCAAGAAAUAUCGUUUCUCUGGAAAAUGUAAUAAAUCAGUAUUUAGAGGAUUGGUUUUGGAUAUUAGUGAAGAAGUAUCUGAAUUAAAGAAAUUGAAAUACAUUUUGGCUCAUGACCCAUUAACUGGUUUACCAAAUCGUUAUCGUCUCGAUGAAAAGAUUCAAAAGUUUUGUAACAAAUCUGAAACUGAUCUUUGUGCACUCUAUUUCAUGGAUUUAAAUAAAUUCAAAUCAAUCAAUGAUACCUAUGGUCAUGAAGUCGGUGACUUGGUCUUAAAACAUGUUUCCAAUCAAUUCAAAGCACAAAAGGAUUCCAAUGUUCUUCCAAUUCGAUUAAGUGGUGAUGAAUUUUUAAUCAUUAAAAGAGGUGUUGAAAAUGUUGAUCAUGCUGAUCAUUUCAUUUCACAAUUCACUAAAAACGUCUCUUCAAGUAGCUUCACUGUCGACGGUGAAUCAAGUUCAACCAUUCUUCCAAUUUUCUUUUCAUAUGGUGGUGUUGUCUUUAAAAAAUCUGAAACUAAAGUUUCUUCAAUUAUUAAAUCUGCCGAUGAAAAAAUGUAUCAAAUGAAAAAAGGAAUUAGUCAAAUAAAUGUUGUUGAAUUUGAAAAAAAUUAA